AAGCGCCCUGCGGCGGAGACGAGGCCGCGAGUGCGCAUGCGCCACACGGGGGAGGGCGGUGCCUUGUGCCGGGCGCUAGGGCGCAUGCGCAGUGGGCGAGGCCGUGCUCUGCCCAGCUGCGCUCUCGGCUGCCCGGUCCCGGCCCGCUUGGCCCGAGCCCGGCUCCGCCAUGUCCUACGGCCCGUUGGACGCGCGCCGGCCCGGGGGCCCCCAGGGGCAGCCUCCGCCCCGGGACUUCAGCGGCAUCAUCCAGACCUGCAGCGCCAACGUGCAGCGCAUCGCUCAGUGCACUUCUCAGAUAAAGAAUUUGAUGAGCCAGCUUGGAACCAAACAGGACUCCAGCAAAUUGCAGGAAAACCUACAACAGUUACAGCAUUCUGCAAACCGGCUCGCCAAGGAGACAAACGAGUACCUAAAGGAGCUGGGAUCUCUGCCACUUCCCUUAUCAGCUUCUGAACAGCGCCAACAGAAAUUGCAGAAGGAGCGUUUAAUGAAUGACUUCUCUGCAGCCUUAAAUAACUUCCAGGCAGUGCAGAGAAGAGUGUCUGAGAAGGAGAAGGAGACUGUCGCCAGGGCACGGGCUGGCUCUCGUCUCUCGACUGAUGAGAGAUUCAAAGAGGAGCAGCUGGUCUCGUUUGAUAGUAAUGAAGACUGGAAUCAAAUGCAGUCUCAAGAAGAAGAUGUAGCAAUAACUGAACAGGACCUUGAACUCAUUAAAGAGAGGGAAACGGCAAUCAGGCAGUUGGAGGCAGACAUUUUGGAUGUCAAUCAGAUAUUUAAGGAUUUAGCUAUGAUGAUUCACGAUCAAGGAGACAUGAUUGAUAGCAUAGAAGCAAAUGUGGAAAGUUCAGAAGUGCACGUGGAAAGAGCCAGUGAACAGUUACAGAGAGCUGCUUAUUAUCAGAAGAAAUCUCGUAAGAAGAUCUGCAUCCUGAUUCUUGGCCUUGCUGUGGCUUCUGUAAUCUUAGGACUCGUUAUUUGGCAGGCAACAAAAUGAAGUCCUCAUAAGGAGUCUAAUUUCAUUGCAGAGUUUUCCCCUGGGAAAACAGGCUGACUAGUCUUGGAAAUGAAUUGACCACCUUGAGAGAGCACAAACCAGAAUGUCCUCUAGUAAUAGAUUUAGAAACUAACAUGCAGAUAACUAGUACUUGGAAUUAGUGAACAUUGGAGACAGUAUUUAUCAGUUUAUGUACAAAUUCUAUUGCUUUAUGUAACUAAACUAUUUUGUAUUUUUUUGCUUUCUGUAUUGUAUUAUGAUUACUCCCUGUCCCAACUGUAUCUUGAAGAAUGUGAUCAGUAAUUGGAGAUGUCUUGUUUUGGACAAGUGGCACUACAAUUCUUCUAACAUGUUUAUAUGUAUAGUUAUUCUUUGUAGGAGUGGUGCAAAUAGGAGUUACUUCCAAAGAGUGCACAAUGCUGAUUCUCACUUUACCUUGACUCACCAAUUCCUAAAAUCUCUAAUAUUUGCCCCAUGGUUUGAUUAGUCUCCAGGUGGCCAUAGCUCUUAACUCUUCUAAAGAAACUUUACCGUUACAUCUUUGAAUGGUAAGGAUUAAAAUGCAUGAGUGCUGAAGUUGGAACCACUAGUGGGCUCAGUGACCGAUCAGUUUAGUCUAUAGAUAAUUGUAACUGUUUUUAUUAAUGUUUGGUGGUGGGUUUUUUCACAUCAGUGUUUGUGGUGACAAUGCAGCAUUUAACAUAACAUUCUCUAACAAUAUAUUCUUCCCCAGUGAGACUAUAGCUGGUGGCUUACUGUUAUCAAACACAUCUUCCCACUCGGCACCCCCACCACUUGUGUAGAAUUAAAAAAUUGCUAUUGAAAUGCCCUGUGGCAUAGGCAACCCUAAAAUCUGUAACUACCCAUUUAGUUUUUAACUAGUUAAUGUGACAACUUCACAUUUUUAAUGGUGGUGAGAGAGCCAUUCAAGGUUGGAAACUGAGCCCUAGGGUUUAUUGAACUUUCUUUCUAGUUUGCAUUAGGCCAAAUUGAAUUGUUUAGAAAUGACCCUUGAAAAGCUCUAUUACUAGUCAGCAGUGUGGAACUGGUACUAGAACAGGUGGUAUGCAUUGUGUGAACAAAUACCAGUCAUGUACAUCUAAUACUCUUACUCUUCUGUUCAUAAGGGAUACAAAAUUUGGUUUAGUAACUCAAUAGUAGUUUUAGAUUGGCAGAGGGUAUUGCUUGACUAAGUCUUUCUGUGGAAGAGAUCUCUGGUUCUACUUAGUGUUCUGUAAUAGGGCUGGAUAGCGCUUACCUGCUACCCCCAUUCCUCAAUGUGGUUCUGAACUGAAAUGCACUGAUGGAAAAAUAAGAUUGUAGCUAAAGAUCAUCAUUGUGUGGUUAACUGCAACAUACUGGCCCAUUUUGUAUUUAAUCUUUAUUCCAUGUCUGUCUUAGUUAAAAUACUAAACUAAAUGUGAAAACUGCAGAGGGAAUGUGUUGUCAUAAUUGCACAAUUUUUUGCACUAUUGCACCAUCAUUCCAUCCAAUAACUGUCAAUAAACAUUUUAAAAAGUC
This is a messenger RNA of Chelonia mydas (Green sea turtle), 2518 nucleotides long. RefSeq names its product syntaxin 12 (gene STX12). The record is from RefSeq and is a predicted model, not a curated record. The transcript has 9 exons. Gene Ontology annotation, biological process: vesicle-mediated transport; vesicle fusion; intracellular protein transport. Gene Ontology annotation, cellular component: SNARE complex; synaptic vesicle membrane; endomembrane system. Bases 170 to 997 code for a protein of 275 amino acids. Gene Ontology annotation, molecular function: SNARE binding; SNAP receptor activity. Lineage: Eukaryota; Metazoa; Chordata; Testudines; Cheloniidae.